Molecule: messenger RNA, 925 nt
Organism: Nelumbo nucifera (sacred lotus)
Lineage: Eukaryota; Viridiplantae; Streptophyta; Magnoliopsida; Proteales; Nelumbonaceae
Product: ADP-ribosylation factor
Molecular function (GO): GTP binding; GTPase activity
Source: RefSeq, a predicted model, not a curated record
CUUUGUAAAUCCUUUUAUUUCUUAAACCAUUUGCGCGUUUUUGUUAGUCUUCUCGCCGUCGCCGUCGCCGUCGCCCUCGCCAAUUCGAUCCAUCUACACAGCUUCCGAGAGCCUUAGAAGGGCCACACAGUCGCAAAGAGCAUGGGGCUAACUUUCACGAAGCUAUUCAGCCGGCUUUUUGCCAAGAAAGAGAUGCGUAUUCUGAUGGUCGGUCUUGAUGCUGCUGGUAAGACUACCAUCUUAUACAAGCUCAAGCUUGGCGAGAUUGUCACGACAAUUCCUACAAUUGGAUUCAAUGUGGAAACAGUGGAAUACAAGAACAUUAGCUUCACUGUUUGGGAUGUUGGUGGCCAGGACAAGAUCCGUCCAUUGUGGAGGCACUAUUUCCAAAACACUCAGGGUCUUAUUUUUGUGGUGGAUAGCAAUGACAGAGAUCGAGUUGUUGAGGCGAGGGAUGAGUUACAUAGGAUGCUGAAUGAGGAUGAGUUGCGAGAUGCUGUCUUGCUUGUAUUUGCUAACAAACAAGAUCUUCCCAAUGCAAUGAAUGCUGCGGAGAUUACUGAUAAGCUUGGUCUUCACUCUCUCCGUCAACGCCACUGGUACAUCCAGAGCACUUGUGCAACCUCUGGUGAGGGCCUUUAUGAGGGGUUGGAGUGGCUUUCCAACAACAUUGCCAACAAGGCCUGAAGAAAUAGAGGAUUGCUGAUCGAUGGAAGGGCUUUUCUGGAUUCAGGCGUAAAUAUUAUCUAGUUCUUUGUUUUUGUUUUCAUUCUGAGAAAAGUGGUCAUGUGGUUGUACUAAUGACUUAAGAUCGAAGAUCUUUUUUUUCUGUAGGACUUUUGGUAUAAAUGUUGUAAUAGGUGGAUGGAUGAUUGGAUAUACUUAUAAGCUUUUGCCUUGGGUUUGAAUAUACUGCUUUAGCUAA